This is a messenger RNA of Saccharomyces kudriavzevii IFO 1802, 1203 nucleotides long. It is a transcript of the gene GCV1, whose product is annotated as glycine decarboxylase subunit T. Gene Ontology annotation, cellular component: mitochondrion. The record is from RefSeq and is a predicted model, not a curated record. The transcript has a single exon. The coding region runs from base 1 to 1203 and encodes 400 amino acids. Gene Ontology annotation, biological process: glycine catabolic process. NCBI's taxonomy places the organism in Eukaryota, Fungi, Ascomycota, Saccharomycetes, Saccharomycetales, Saccharomycetaceae. Gene Ontology annotation, molecular function: protein binding; aminomethyltransferase activity.
AUGUCCAUGAUCAAAAACAUCGUGUUCAAGAGGUUCAAUUCAAAUCUGAAGAAAACCGCCCUUCAUGAUCUUCACGUGUCAUUAGGCGGUACAAUGGUCCCAUACGCAGGUUAUUCUAUGCCAGUGUUAUAUAAGGGACAGACUCAUAUCGAGUCGCAUAACUGGACGAGAACUAAUGCUGGUUUGUUCGAUGUUUCUCAUAUGUUGCAAAGUAAAUUAUCUGGUCCGCAUGCUGUUAAAUUCCUAAAUCGUGUUACACCUACCGACUUCGAUACUUUGCCCACUGAAUCGGGGACAUUGAGCGUUCUGUUGAAUCGGGAGGGUGGUGUAGUGGAUGAUACUAUUAUCACAAAGGAAAAUCAGAAUAAUAAAUUUCAUAUCGUCACCAACGCUGGUUGUGCAGAGAGAGACAUCGAGUUCCUUCGUGGUGAGUUGCAAAACUACCCAGCAUUAGACUGUCGAUGGAAGAUAAUUGAAGGCAAGUCGCUUUUGGCAUUACAGGGUCCCAAGGCUAAAGAUGUUCUAGAGCCAUUAUUGGAAAAGGCAGCUCAGGGCAGAGAUUUAAAAGAGCUAUUCUUCGGACAAAGACGCGAAUUCGCCUUAAAGGAUGGUACUUUGAUUCAAAUUGCUAGAGGUGGGUACACUGGCGAAGACGGGUUUGAAAUCAGUGUCCCAAAUGAGAAGGCAAUUGAGUUUGCAGAGAAACUUUUGGCCAAUCCAGUGGCGAAGCCCAUAGGGUUAGCCGCUAGGGAUAGUUUGAGAUUAGAAGCCGGCAUGUGUCUAUACGGACAUGAAUUAGACGAAUAUAUCACACCAGUUGAAGCAGGGUUAAACUGGGUGAUUUCCAAAUCAAGAAGAAAUUUAGUAAAUGAAAAGGACCGCUUCAAUGGGUAUGCCAAGAUCAUGAACCAAUUAAACAAUAAGGCGUACAACAGGAUACGGGUCGCGUUCAAAUACUUGAAAAAUGGUCCAGCUGCCAGAAAUGGUGUCAAGAUCUUUCUGCCUGAUGCUCAAACAGAAGUAGGCCUUGUUACAUCAGGCAGUGCAUCUCCAAGUCUAAAUAACAUCAAUAUCGGACAAGCGUAUGUGGAGAAAGGCCACCACAAAAGUGGUACAGAGUUGCUUGUUCAAGUGAGGAAUAAGUUCUAUCCGAUUGAACUAGCGAAGAUGCCUCUUGUGCCUACUCAUUACUACAAACAUUAG